UAAUCAAUUUCUAUAUAUUCUUACCAACUUCCCUAAUUCUUCCUACAUAAAAACCCAACUUUUUUUCUUCAACCACCCCAAAAAAACAAUUUUACACAAAAAUAAAAAUGAAAGCAUCUCUAUCAUCUUCUACAUCUCCGGUGAAUCAAAUGGUCAGAAAAGCUCGAAUAUCUACACCGUUUAUUUUCACUCUUCUUGCUUUCAUCAUCUUUGUUGCCAUUUUAUACGGUCAAGAUUUAUCCUGCACUUUCUCACAUUUUAAUUAUGAUAAAAAUCUCCAAACACUCGAUAAUUCCUCUCCAAACCCCAAAAUUCACUCCAAUUUUGGUGAAAUUGUGAUGAAGGAGAAGAAAAAGCAAAAAGGAAGGAAAGAGAAAAAGCUACCAUUUGCGAUCGGAAAGACGCCGGAAAAUUGCGAUAUAUUCGACGGAAAAUGGGUGAGAGAUACGGAGAAUAAACCAUUAUAUGAAGAAUGGGAAUGUCCUUAUAUUCAACCUCAAUUGACUUGCCAAGAACAUGGUCGCCCUGAUAGGGAUUAUCAAUUUUGGCGUUGGCAACCUAAUGCUUGUGAUCUUCCUAAAUUCAAUGCAACCUUGAUGCUCGAGGCUCUUCGAGGCAAGAGGAUGUUGUUCGUUGGUGAUUCCUUAAACCGGGGUCAGUAUGUUUCCAUGAUCUGUCUUCUUCAUAGAUUAGUACCCGAAGAAGGGAAAGUGAUGGAAAGCUCUUACUCUUCAUUAACAGUCUUCAGAUUGAAGGAUUACAAUGCAACCAUAGAGUUCUAUUGGGCGCCUUUCCUGCUCGAGUCAAACUCCGAUGAUGCUGUCAUACACCGAAUAUCAGAUAGAAUCGUUCGCAAAGGAUCCAUAGAUACGCAUGGAAAGUUCUGGAAAGGUGCUGAUAUUGUGGUGUUUAACACCUACCUCUGGUGGAUGACUGGUCUCGAGUUCAAAAUCUUGAAGGGAUCGUUCAAAGAUGGGGAGCAAGAGAUAGAAAUGCUCUCGACUGAAGAUGCUUAUCGGAUGGCAAUGAAGAGCGUAGUGAAAUGGGUCGAGAGAAACAUGGAUCCAAACAAGACUAGAGCAUUCUUCACUAGCAUGUCACCAACUCAUGCAAAAAGCAUAGAUUGGGGAGGUGAAGAAGGCGGCAACUGCUAUAAUCAAACAACUAUGAUCAAAGAUCCUAACUACUGGGGUUCAGAUUCUCGUAAAACCAUAAUGCAAGUCAUCGGUGAAGAGUUUAGCAAGUCGAAGGCGCACAUAUCGUUUCUCAAUAUCACUCAACUAUCAAGCUACCGAAAAGAUGCACACACACAAAUCUACAAGAAGCAAUGGAGUCCUCUGACUCCCGAGCAGAAAGCUAACCCGAAAAGCUAUGCUGAUUGCGUACAUUGGUGCUUGCCGGGAUUGCAAGAUACUUGGAAUGAACUUCUAUUUACAAAACUUUUCUAUCCUUAGAAACAGGAGCAGGUUUUUCUUGUACUUGUAUAAUUUUUACUAUGUUUUUGAGGCUGGUUCAUGGAUGAAAGCAUCCUGAUCGAUGCCUGAUCGAGUUGUGAGCAAGAAUGUUGGGUAGGCGGUGAAACCGGAGAAUGAAGAAUGAUGGAAGUUUUGUGUAUAUGACGAAAAAAUGGCUGUAAAGAACAAAAAUAUAGAAGUAUGUGAUGAUUUAUAUUAGAUUGAUUCUUUGUACAUGAACUGUGUCAUGUAAAAGCAGAGAACUCUAGAAAAUCAUUAUAGCAUAUUACCUUGUUUUAAAUUUAAGUGAAUUAGAUCUUGUCUGAGUUGGAGCAUAUAUCGUUUUUCUUCUUGAUGAAUCUGGGUUUGAUUCUCGCUGCCGCCUCUCACUCCUCUCUCAGCUUACACUGUAAUCCAAAAAAACUACCGUAUAAUACAUUACAUAAUUUAC
Molecule: messenger RNA, 1905 nt
Organism: Amaranthus tricolor (Joseph's coat)
Lineage: Eukaryota; Viridiplantae; Streptophyta; Magnoliopsida; Caryophyllales; Amaranthaceae
Product: protein trichome birefringence-like 33
Exons: 6
Coding region: 108-1454 (448 amino acids)
Cellular component (GO): Golgi apparatus
Molecular function (GO): O-acetyltransferase activity
Source: RefSeq, a predicted model, not a curated record